Mercenaria mercenaria is the source of this 4637-nucleotide messenger RNA. RefSeq lists its product as uncharacterized. The record is from RefSeq and is a predicted model, not a curated record. The transcript has 5 exons. Bases 2186 to 4102 code for a protein of 638 amino acids. Lineage: Eukaryota; Metazoa; Mollusca; Bivalvia; Venerida; Veneridae.
AAUAUUUAGCCGCCAGGUUUUACAAUAUUCCUUGAAUGUAUUUAGGCAGUUUUGGAAAUCCGUCGGAGAAUCGGACAGUAUAAUGGUAUCGUCCGCAUAUACCAAAAUAAAGAGUCUAAGCCAUAGAGUCGAGUCAUGUAAAUCUCCGAGCUCUAUGCCAACGUUAACAUUUUGUUACAUAUACGACUGAAGAUCAUUAAGGAACAGCGAAAAAAUGUGCAGGCGAUAAAUUCUCAUCCUGUCUAACAACAAGUUCAGGGACAAAUGAAUAUGAUGACUGUUUCACCAUGUAAAAUACAAGACUUAAUAUUUAUACAUAUUGUGGAUAACAUAAAAAAAUCUUUAAAUUUUGCAAAAGCUACUCUCCAUAUCUUGUCGAACGCCUGAGCAAAAUCAACAAAGGCACUUCUGUUUCCUUUUUUGAGAAGAUCUGUUAAAAGAUGUAUUUAAAAAAUAUGAUCACUACACGAAAAACUUUUCCAAAAACUUGUUUGAUUUUCAACUAGUAUUCCGCUAUCUUCCAAAAAAAAAACGCGCCAAUCUCGUACUCAGUACUGAGGUGAAAAGUUUACCUAGACAGCUUAAAAUAGUGAUGGGGCGGUAAUUUACCGGGCCUUUUGGAUCUCCUUUGUUCUUAUAGCUAGGCAUAAUAGUGCCUUCUAAUCGGCUGUUUGGUAAUAUUCCUAUAUCUAUAAAACAGUUGAAGAGUUUAAUAUAUCCUUAUAUUGGCAUUAAAAUAAUCUUUGUUUAGGAUACUUAUGCAUUUUAUUAUCUAAGCUUCUUAUAUGGGUGAAUUAUCUAAGCUUCUUAUAUGGGUGAAUUAAGAAAUUUAGUCGAUUCUUGAAGGAGAAGUGUUUCAUUUUCAUUAAAGAUUCCGUUGGUUCUUGAGCUAUAUCAGUAUUUAUAUAUUUGAAAUGAUUAUACAUAUUCGCAUUGAGGGCGAUGGACUAUAUUGCUGUUGAGGUUUUAGCAUUUACAGGAACUGCCAAUAUUUUUGGACUUUUUUUGGAGUGACCUUAAUCUAUUAGCAUUUGUAAGUUUGUUUUUCUUUAUAUAAUAGUGCAUUGUACGUUUGUACAUUUUAAUGGCAUUUCGUAAAGUUAUCUUAUUAUCAUUAUUUGGUAUAUGUAUGCAUUUUUCUCCAGCAUUGUGGUAAUGUUUCCUCACUUUGUGACAUUUAGGACCAUACGACGGUUUGUUAGUUGUAUUAUUAUAUUUUUUUAUCAUGGGAUUUAUUUUUAAUUGAUGACAUUUAGGGAAGGUUUUGUCUGCAGAAUUUCAGAAGAGUAACUGUAGCUCUUCAGAUAUCCAUAUUCAAUAGACUAAGUAUAUUGUGACUGGGGGUAGGAAUUCAGCCGUGUCUUUAUAUUUUCAUGUCGGUAUUGUUUUUAAAUGCAUUUGCCAAUUCAUUAUCUCAGAAUGGUCGGAAUACAGUUUUAGUAUAUUGUUCAUUAUCAAUAUUUAUAGUAUAAUGACCUAAAUUUGUAUCCUUUCCCGGGGCGAAGAAUUGAGAUUUAGUAACUAAAAUGGCAAGGGCGCGGGCGAAAACACGAUAAUUAACGUCGAAAUUCGCACCGCGUCCCAACCGUUAGAGCUAAUAAAUGUCGUCUUUUCGCCCCGCGACCCCGCAAACUAUCGUGUUUUUUCCACUAAAAAGCGAGUUUUCAUCCUGCACCCCGCCAUUUUAACUUGUAAAUUCUCGUGUAUUCGAUCGGCGGGGCCGCGGGAAGAAAACACGAAAUGGCAGAAAUCAGCCACCAUAACAAACGGUUAAUUCAAAUAUUUGGAAGAUUUUAUUUGGGAUCAACACCCAUUGUCGGGUAUUGAUUAUCAGUGUCUAAUUUUAGUCGAGUUGGCAUUGGAGGGUAUUGAAUUGCCAUAUAUUCAACAAAAGAUUGCAUUGCAUGCAAUUAGUUGUUUUUCAUUUACGAUCGGCAAUGUCUAUUGAAGUGUAAUUUGAGAUGAUUGAAACAUUGAUCGACGCACAAGUUUAUAACAACUCAUUAUGUAUUUUCUGAAAAUUAGAAGACGUAAUAUGAAUUUUCGGAAAACCAUACUUUACCUAACUACUUAAACGAGAAUACGCCAUUAUUCAACGAAAUUGUAUAGCAAUAAGGAUAAAUUAUUGUUCAAAUGUUGUAUGGGAUAAUAGAUUAAGCUAGCUUGGGUUUGGUGGACCUUAACUAUGGGCUACACUGUACCAUGCCGUUACAUUGUACCAUGCCGUUACUUUGAUGCUUACAACACUCAGUCGUUCACAUUUGUAUAUGAAAAUAGAACUCUAAUUCUCGUGAUUAAUGCUAUAUAUGGCUAUGUGCAAUAUCUUUUUCUGGUCCAAGAGCACAGUAGGCACUUAAGUACAUUGCAACCCAUGCCCUAUAUGGCGCAUAGACCAAGGUUACACCCUGUAACAGAAAUAUUGCCAUGUCCCUAUACCUUACCUCAGUGGGAAGGAUUAAUGUGUAUAGAAGACCCACGAGCACUCGUCAGCAUAUUGCAUCUUGGAGUGUUAUCUGGCCUGGAGUAUCUCUGGGAAACACGCGUCGAAAAUGAUGACGAAAAGAAUAAAAGUAAAAUUACUCAGUUAUAUUCUUUGCUACCAAAUACCCAAUUAUUAAAUUAUCUUUGCCUCACACUUGGACGCAAUUCUUUCCUUAUACAGGAAUUAUGUAAGGAAAUAAGUUUGGAGUUAAAGAAACGGUCAAGCACUAUUGUUGAUGUGUGGGCUGCAUAUAUGCCUGGUAAAGAGAAUGAAAUUACGUUCAUGGUCAUAACGAAGAAAAACUGCGAAAGUCCGAUAAUUCGAGACAGACCGUUUGUGCAUCGUUGCAUCGACGAUUUUAGCACCGAAGCUGCAUAUGUGAUUGAAAACGAAAUUCCGUUGAGAAAUGAUUUGAGAAAAAAUCUCAGAUCCGUAGUAAACAGGCACACCGGUUCUCUACUUCAGCAACACAAAAAUAUAACUUCAAUUUCUGUUAGUUCAGUUAAGUCAAGGAACUUUAACACGAUGAAAGAAUUGUGCCCCGUACCUUGCAUUGUUAUCUAUGUUCAUGUCAAAGGUAUGAUACCUAUUGAUGAAGAAGCUCUGCCAACAAGGCUCGACGGAUUUGACGUCGACGUACGUGAAGGUGCAUUUAGUCCCUUUCUUCAUGAACCUAACCAAGUUCCUGACAGCAUUUCGAUGGGCUGUCAAAUCCAAGGUCCCGGUGAAAACGUAGAUGAAGAUGGAAAUGUUUUAGGAGGGACUCUCGGUGGUUUCAUUGACCAUCCAGAAUUCGGGCUUUGCUGCAUCACAUCAGCACAUGUCAUUCUUUCAGCCGAAACUAUGCGAACCAUCAACCCAUUCGGCUGGCAACCACCGCACACAUAUAAUAAUAUAUGCUACCAACCUUGUCCUCCACACGGGUUUGGGAGAGUGGUUUUAGCUGUUUGUAAGGAAGGGAAUGAUGAUAGUUCCGGGGUAGAGGUUGUAAUGAUAACGGUGGAAGAUAGACCACUAGCUGAUAAAGGUUCUGACGGCUUACCGUACAGGUCAGGUGAUAUCAUGGAACUUUCUGAACUUAUCCAGCAAAUGGAUAAUAGUUACAUGGAAGUGAUAAAGUAUGGGGCUGAAACUGGAAUCACGAAAGGCAAAGUUCAUUCCGAGCAAACAACAAUAAAAUUUAUCAGUCCCGAGUUGUCACAUAGUAAAUUGAACUUUACCUUAAGAAACCAGAUUGAAAUUAUUGGAGAUGAUAUAUUUGCAAAACCUGGUGAUUCUGGGGCAAUUGUUUUUCAUGUGGCCCAAAACAAACCUUUAAAAGCUAUAGGAAUGUUAGAAGGGGGAACAAGCUAUAAUACAUUCAUUGUAACACCUAUUUGCGAAAUACUGAAAAGCCUUGACCUACCUCCCCCUCUGCAUAUGAAAGUAUUUGAUCAUGUCCAUAUGGGAACAGAUCUAGACUAUUUAGAACAGAGGGUUGAAAAUCUGGAAGGAACAACCGAGAAUAUUAAAGCAGAUGUCGCCGACAUAAAGACAGAACUUCAACAGCAAAGGCAAACUAUGGAUGAACAAGGGCAAAAACUUGAUCAAAUUAUAGGCCUCUUAACAGCACGUAAAUAGUUAAAAUAACUAUAACACGCAGUUAAGGAAAUCGAACAGGUAAACCUUUUACGCAUCAAUGCCCCAUCUGAUAUGGACCAAGUACAGGAUUCAACGACAGAACAUGUCAGACUAAACGGAGGUCCUUCUAAAUCGUAAACAAGAUGCAUUAGUUUAUGCAAUUAAAUAACCAAUACUAUGAAUACGUUCAUGUUUAAAACAUAUAACCCGAAACGUAACUCUUCGGUAUAUGUUGGAUUACUUUGACAACAGUAAAUGCAGCAUCAACAAUCCGAAUCAAUAUCUUCAUUAUAAAGACAACUGAUUGCGUUCUCCUAUUUAACAUAUUUAAAGAAACUCUUUAACCUUAAAACUGAUAAAUAAAAUACAGAAGUUUGUUUCAAGAAAUAUAACGGUGCUUUGCUUAAGCAAACACUUUAAUCCUUUUCUCCGAAGAACGAACUUCAUUAUAUGCAAAACUGAUUUGAUUCGAUUUUAUUUUACAUACACAUUAUCAUACUAUAUCAUAGUGAAUAUUAAAUAUUUUCCACUUGUU